GCCUAGGUUUAGAUCAAAAAUAAAUAUAUAUUUUUUUUCUUUUUCCGCAAGAAAUCUGAUUGAGGGUAGGAGUGCCGUGAGAAAUCACCUCAAUAACUAUGGCAAAGGAUGAUGAAGACACACAGACAUCAUCGAAGGACAAACUUGCCAAGGAGUAUUAUUUGGGUUCUAGUGAUGCACCGGGCAACGUAAUUACGCCAAUAAAAUUACGUGGCUCAAAGAAUUAUGAUGAAUGGGCAAAAUCAAUACGCAGAGCCUUGAUAUCAAAACGAAAAUUCGGGUUCAUUGACGGGACGAUCACGGAACCAACUUCGAAUCCAGAUAGAUUAGCAGAUUGGAUAGCGGUUCAUUCCAUGUUGGUGUCGUGGAUAACUCACACAAUAGAGGAAGGUUUGAGAUCGACAGUGGGAGAUUAUGAUGAUGCUGCAGAGUUAUGGCUUCAUCUUAAGAAGCGUUUUUGCGUGAUUAGCGGUACUCGAAUAUGUCAAUUAAAAACAAAGUUGGGUGAUUGCAAACAAGGUAAGGGUGAGAGCAUAACUGAUUACUAUGGGAGGCUGUCAACAUUAUGGACAGAGAUUGUUCAAUAUGCGCGUACACCUAAGUGUUCGUGUGGCUCGUGCAAAUGCAAUAUCGUAGGACAUGUCGCUACUAUACAACAAGAGGACUACCUACAUCAUUUUUUGAUAGGUCUUGACACUCCGUAUGAGGCAAUUCGGGCACAACUUCUAGCCCAAACACCACUACCAGGGGUCGAUGAAGCAUACCAAACUGUCAUUAAUACUGAACGUAUGCGAGAAGAGAAUACAUCAGGCAGAGAAAAUGUGGUGGCCUUCAAAGUGGAUGUGCGUGGCAAAAACAGGUACGAGGACAAUAGCAAUAAACUUUGUAACCAUUGUAAUAGAGUGGGACAUGAUGAGGAAGGAUGCUACCAAUUAAUAGGAUUUCCGGAGUGGUGGCCUAUUGAUCGCAGGGGUGGUACAGGUGCUGGACGAGCAGGAAGUCGAGGUGGCAGAGGGGGAUGGUCUGGUCGAGGUAGAGGAGUAAGCGGAGCAAGCAGUAGCUCUGGAGCAGUGGAGAAACCUCCUGUUCGUGCCAAUAUGGUAGCAGGAGGUACGAAGGCACAAAGGGGUACUGAUAAUGGGCUAACUGAGGGACUUGCAGGGGUUACAUCAGCUCAAGUACAGCAAAUAUUAGACCUAUUAACUUCAAAAGCUAAAACAAAUUUACAGGGACCAGUUGACGAGGAGGAUGAUUGGCCUAGGUGAACGAGAAGAUGGAUUGUAUUUUUUCCGUGGUGUUCCGUUGGUCAAGGUGCGUACGGUUUAGACAGAGUGUGUGGUGGAACUGUGGCAUCAACGAAUGGGGCAUCCGUCGGAGAAAAUUGUGAAGCUUCUCCCUCCUGUGAGUAAUGCUGUUAGAAAGAAUAAUAAUGUAUGUGAUAUAUGUCCUCGGGCUAAGCAUACUAGAAAUAGCUUUCCUGUUAGUCAAAAUAAAGCUAAUAGAAUGUUCGAACUGGUACAUUUAGAUUUGUGGGGGCCCUAUAAGACACCUUCAUCUUGUGGUGCUCGUUAUUUUUUAACAAUAGUUGAUGAUUUUUCUAGAGGAGUUUGGAUUUAUUUGAUUCGUAAUAAAACUGAAGUUGAGUCUGCA
Messenger RNA from Spinacia oleracea (spinach), 1650 nucleotides. RefSeq lists its product as uncharacterized. The record is from RefSeq and is a predicted model, not a curated record. The coding region runs from base 99 to 1265 and encodes 388 amino acids. Lineage: Eukaryota; Viridiplantae; Streptophyta; Magnoliopsida; Caryophyllales; Amaranthaceae. The transcript has 2 exons.